Brugia malayi is the source of this 3789-nucleotide messenger RNA. RefSeq names its product CAP-Gly domain containing protein (gene Bma-dnc-1.2). The record is from RefSeq and is a predicted model, not a curated record. The coding region runs from base 1 to 3789 and encodes 1262 amino acids. The transcript has 31 exons. Gene Ontology annotation, cellular component: microtubule associated complex; kinetochore; spindle pole. NCBI's taxonomy places the organism in Eukaryota, Metazoa, Nematoda, Chromadorea, Rhabditida, Onchocercidae. Gene Ontology annotation, biological process: nuclear migration; establishment of mitotic spindle orientation.
AUGUCAUUUAAAGUUGGGGUAAGAGUUGAUACAGAUAGGGGACCAGGAGUAAUAGAAUUCUGUGGUGAAACCAAAUUUGCGGAAGGUACUUGGAUAGGCAUAAAUUUGGAUGAACCGAAUGGGAAACACAACGGUACAGUAAAAGGAAUACAGUAUUUUGCAUGUAAACCGAGUCAUGGCAUCUUUUUGAGAGCAAAUCAAAUUCGUCUGGAAUCUCGAGGCAAAUAUGGCUCACGUUUAUCUACCAAUGUUCGAAAAAAUAUCUCUCCUGGACUGACACCAUCAUCUUCUGCUGAAAAACUGAAGAAUCUAAGUGGAACGAGUGGUUUGUCUGCAAAAAAGCUUUAUUCUAAAGAAGACAGGAAAGGAAGUGUUGAAAAAUCUGAUAGUCAGUCACUUUUGCAGGCAGCUGUAGAGGAUUCUUGUUCAUAUGAGAAGUCUCCUGUCAGUGAGACCAGGUAUAAAUCGGUUGCAAUUCCGACGAAGAGUUCCACUGUAAACGAAUUAGAAAAUUUAUCGAGAGCAACCAGUGUGGAAGAUAUUGCAACAGCAGAGAGUGUAAAAAACAUCGUCAAAAAGAUGGAAGAGUCAUCUUUGUUAGUUCCACGACCUCCUAAUAUGGAUGAACGAAGCGAACUCGAAUGGCUGCGUAUACAGCAUAAGGAUCUCUCUGAGAAACUGAAAAGUUUAAGAAUCAAAAGGAAAGAUGAUUACAUUAAAUUGGUUGAAUUUGAAAGAAACCGAAUACAAUUAGAAUCAUUGCUUCAGUUCAGAGUCAGAAUAAUUGAGGAGAAAGCUAGUCUACAACGCAAAUUACAGGAAAAGGAAAAGGAGUUAAAAGAUGCACUCGAAUCGAAAAAAAACGAAAGUGAUGACAUUACAGAACUUGAAGAGCGUCUUGAAUUAAUAGCGAUUGAAAAGGAGGUGGCUGAAGAAAAGGUCGACAUACUGCAGACCGAAAUUGAAGCGGAGAAACAACGAUCGCAAGAAAUAGAAGUUGAGCUGGAAUUACUACGCAACAAAUUAGAGCAAUCAGGCGAUAGUUCGUCUGAGUAUAGCAGCGUGCAGGUGAAACAACUGGAACAACAGAAUGAGAAGCUUCGUGAGGCGUUAGUAAGGUUGCGAGAUAUCACAGGACAACUGGUAAUUGAAAAGCAGGAUUUAACAAAAGAAAAUGAAAAGUUGAAAGAUGAAUUAGCCUCUUUGACAAAAAUGAGUGAAAAAAUAAAGGAGAACUCGGAAGAAUAUGAAAAUAUCAUUGCAGAGUUAAGAGAACAAGUAGAUAUAGCAAUGGGAAGUGAGAAAAUGAUAGAAAAAUUGACAGAUAUAAACUUGAAUAUGGAAGAUAAAGUCAGAGCUUUGGAGGAAACGAUUGAUGAUUUUGAAACUAUGCGUGCAAUGGAUGAAGAAAUAUUAGAGAAUCAAAAAGAUACUGAAAAGGAGUUGAGGGAAGAGCUUGAUAAAGCGUAUGGGAAGAUCAAUGAGUUAUUGCUACAAAUAAAGACUUGUGGUGCGCAAGCGGAAGAUUACGAAAAAACGAUUCUCAUGUUUCGUAAGAAAGUUAGCGAUCUAAAUGAAGAAAUCCAGGAUCGUUAUGAUGAUAAUUUACAUAUGCUAGAACAAAUAAAAAUUCUCGAAGAAGGAAUUGCUGCUCCUGGAUUGAAAAGUACCGGUUUUACCUCUGCACGCGUAUUUUCGGAAAUUGUGGAUGCUAAGGUGCAAUCGUUAGAAUUGGAAUCUGCACAUCAAUUUAUCAGAUAUCUGAAAGCCUUUAUGCCAGAUAAUUUUAUGAAACCAGGGGGUGACAAUGAUGCAGUAAUACUUAAUGUCUUGUUUCCACGGCUGUAUCAAAAAUCAGUGGCCUUGGCAAAGCUUAUGAGUAGUAAAUACCCUGCAGUACCAGGUGGUAUGCGUCGUGAACAUGUUACCAAAUCACACAAGGCUGAGCAGUGGGCACAUUGUGCAAAGUUUAAUUAUUUAUUGAAUGCAUUUGAAUGUAUCCUACGAAAAUUUGAGAGUGCAAUACAACGCUGUUCAGUAGAAAGACUGUCACGCUUGGCACAACUUCAGUUAGAAAUGGUAACACAGGAAAGGAUGAUCGAUCAAUAUAUUGAUUUAUUGAAGACUGAUCGUCUCGAUGAGAAUACCUCUUCAGCAAAUCUUGAGAAAGGAAUAACAUACUUCCAGAAUGUUUUCUCAGUUCACAUGGUUUCUGAGGAAUAUGAUAUGAAACAGGCAUUUUCUGAUUUUAUUGCUCAACUACUCUCUGGUUUGGGUUGGAUGAAAAUAAAUGUUCAGCGUUUCACAUACUUUUUAUUGCCUGGUAUUGAAAAUAGCGAUAUUAAUAUUCUUGCUGCUACCUUAAUGGGAUUAAUCACGGAAUGUGAGCAGCUAACAAUUCAUUCAAGAAAUAGUAUCGCAGCACAGAAGGAAAUGACAAUAAACCAACAGGUUGAUGAGCACUUAUUAAGUGCAGGCAACAUCCUUUGGAAAUUAGCAACUGUUGCGGACAAUGUCUGUGCUACAGCAAGUAUACAGCUAAGUACAUAUACUGAUGUUGAAGGAUUGCAAAGUGAGCGAAUUAAAGAACUGUUACUGGGAGCCGUUGAAAAAAUGAAUGGUCAAACUGACAGCGCCAAGGUCCAAGAAAUUAUUAAGAAUGAUAUACUUACACUAAAAUCGAUUCUUGCAAAGUUAGCUGAGCAGUUGGACAGUGGGAGCUUGGAAGUAGAAACAGACAAUAAGAAGCCAUUUCCGCCGCUUUUGGAACGAGCUCAUGCUCGAAAACAGGAUGCAGCGGAAACAGAAGAACUUCGUUGGCAAUUGGAAAAAAAGGAAAAUGAAAUAUCUGAUUUGAAGAAAACGCUUCGAUCUAAGGCAGAUGAUAUCAGCAAUUAUAGGCUUCGCUUAGAAAUGGCUGAUAAAAAAAUAGAAACAUCGGGGAAAGCUGAUGAGUCACGGGUGUUGAGCUUGCAGUCACGUUGUGAUGAAUUGCAAAGCGAAUUGAAAAGGAGGAGAGAUGAGUACGAAGAGACAAUGGAUGCUAUACAAAGAGAUUUGGAAGCAUGUGAAAAGGAGAAUAUAGAACUGAAAGAACGUGCUAGAAAUAUGAGCAAAAAAGCUUUGUUAAUGAACCUGAGCAGUAAUCUGACAUCAUCCGGUUCUUCGCUGCCAUCAACACCAACUGCUACCAGUGGCAGUGCAUUUACAUAUGCGACUGAAAUCAGUAUUCUGGAAACAGCAUUAAUUGAAAAUCAAAAUGCUCUCAAAUUUGCAAAUGAGAAAAUACGUCACUUAAAGGUUGAAGGCAUGCUACAGUUGUUGUCAGAUACCGGAGUGUCUAAUGUUUCAGCUGAAAUCGCUGGACCACUUACACUAGAUGCUGCUCAGGGACCAUAUAAAGAAGAACUUGACAAGUUGAUUAGAGAAGCGGAAGGCAUUAUAAAUGAAGCUCGGAAUUACCAAUUGCCUUAUAUAGCAAAUUUGGAUAAGCAGAAAAAAGCGCAGCUUGCUGAGGAGCAACAGUAUUACUCGAGUGUUCGAGAUGUCAAUUAUAGGAUCAAUAAUUUGAAAUUAAAAAUUCAUCGCUUCUGGUCGAAAUAUAAUCCCGGGAAACCACUUCCAAGCUUGUUUAAUAAUAUAAAAAGCAUUGUUGUAGAGAGGCCGAAGUACUCGCAAAGUGAUGAUCGAGGUGUGCAUUCGAAUGCAUACAAGAACGCCUAUAGUUUUUUAUUUGAUAAGUUGGACGUGGAGCGCAAAAAGUUUGAGUCACAACGUGUUUGCUGCUGA